This is a messenger RNA of Perca flavescens (yellow perch), 5844 nucleotides long. RefSeq names its product ENAH actin regulator (gene enah). Gene Ontology annotation, biological process: axon guidance; actin polymerization or depolymerization; actin polymerization-dependent cell motility. The record is from RefSeq and is a predicted model, not a curated record. Gene Ontology annotation, molecular function: profilin binding; SH3 domain binding. Lineage: Eukaryota; Metazoa; Chordata; Actinopteri; Perciformes; Percidae.
UUUCUGCUCACAGUUAGCCACUUCCAUAUGUGCUGAGGUGUUAAUGCAUCAUGGGAGAAAACAACAAAUGCGAACAGAGUAUCUGCCAGGCACGAGCCGCUGUCAUGGUGUACGACGAUGCCAAUAAGAAGUGGGUCCCAGCUGGAGGGUCCACGGGCUUCAGCAGGGUCCACAUCUACCACCAUACGGGCAACAACGCCUUCCGCGUAGUGGGACGCAAGAUCCAGGAUCACCAGGUGGUGAUAAACUGUGCCAUUCCCAAGGGGCUGAAGUACAACCAGGCUACGCAGACCUUCCACCAGUGGCGGGACGCCCGGCAGGUCUAUGGCCUGAACUUCGGCAGCAAGGAGGACGCCAACGUGUUUGCCAGUGCCAUGAUGCACGCCCUGGAGGUGCUCAACUCCCAGGACUCAGGCCCCACAUUGCCCAGACAGGGCCCCCAGGUUCAGAAUGGCCCCACGCCAGAAGAGAUGGAGCUGCAGAGAAGGCAGCUUCAGGAGCUGCAGAGGCAGAAAGAGAUGGAGCGGGAGCAUCAGGAGCGAGAGCGUCAGGAGAAGGAGCGCCUGGAGCGAGAGAUGCUGGAGCGCGAGCGUCAGGAGCGUGAACGUCAGGAACAGGAACGUCAGGAGCGUGAGGCGCAGGCUGAGCGGGAGCGCCUGGAGCAGCAGGAGCGCAGUGAGCGGGAGCUGCUGGAGAAGGCUGAGAGGGAGCAGCAGGAGCAGUUGGACAGAGAGCAGCAGGACUGGGAGAGAGGGAGACGCAUCUCCAACGCCGCCUUCGAAAGCACCCUGUACACUCCCACGCCUCAGGAGUACAGCAGGACGUCAUCCACACCUUUCUCCCCAUCCACGCCCACCUACCCAGCCCCCGGGACGCCCUCACCCUCCUCCACCACGCCGCCAACCCCGCCUCUAAGGCAUUCGGCUUCCAGAUUCGCCACCUCUCUUGGUUCUGCCUUCCACCCAGUCCUGCCUCACUACGCCACUGUCCCGAGGCGACAGCAAGCCUUCCCCCAAGCCCCUCCUACUGCUCUGGCCCCCGCCCCAUCCCCACCUCCUCCACCCAAGUCUGUGGUGUGGUCAGCGAGCAACUUCACUCCCCUGCCCCCCUCACCCCCUGUCAUGAUAAGCAGUCCCCCAGGGAAAGCUGCCGGUCCGCGGCCGCUCAUCCCCAUUGCAGCACCUUCCCCUCUCACCCAGAAGCCCCCCUCUCCGGCCCCCAACGGCCCGCCCAUGUUCCCUGCACCUUCUCCCGUGACCAUCCUACACAGCCACACCCCUAUCAGCAACGCCUGCCCCACCCCGCCUCCCCCCCUACCCCCCCCUCUCCCCCCCCCAAAGCUCCCCCUCCGUCUUCCUCCUUCGUCUCGUCUUCCCCCUCCUCAUUCCAGGCUCCUGGUGCCCUCUCCCUCCACAGCGCCCCCUGCUGCUGCCGCCGCCGCCACCUCUGCCUCUGCUGAGCACCUCUCCCUCCACGUGGGCCUGGGCCUGUCGGGGCCGGGGGAGCCGGACACAGCUACAGGCCCAGAUGGGGGCUCCUCCUGUCAACCCCCGCCCCAGGGGUUGACCACCCCCACCCCUCCCCCACCUCCACCCCUGCCACCCAGCUCCACUGUGACCUCCAUCCCCUCCACCCAAGUCGGCCACCCUCCCCCUCCCCCACCUCCUCCACUCCCUCCUACACUGACUCCAGGCGGGACCCCCCCUCCUCCUCCAGGUCCCCCCCCUCCUCCUGGAGCCCCCCUCCCUCCCCCGGCGCCUCCCCUUCCCGCCGGACUCUUCUGCCCUGCCGAGGAGCGUCCCGUCUCAGGACUGGCUGCCGCCCUCGCCGGAGCCAAACUGCGCAAAGUGCCAAGGAGUGACGAUGCAGGGGCUGCUCUGGCAGCAGCCAUGUUGGGGGCUGGAGGGGCCGCGGGAGCCAAAUCUGAAGCCAGAGGCAACGGCCUUCUGCCUGGAGGAGGAGGGCUUAUGGAGGAGAUGAGUGCCCUAUUGGCCAGAAGGAGAAGAAUUGCAGAGAAGGGCUCGUCACCUGAACCUGACCAGAGAUCAGAGGAGGGGGGCGAGAUCAACACAACCCCUAAAGUGUCAGCCUGUAGCACACCAGACAUGCCCAGGAAGCCAUGGGAAAGAACAAACACCAUGAAUGGUAGCAAAUCUCCAGUCAUCGGAAGACCUAAAUCCACUCCUACACCUACUGCAUCCUUAAGUGCCAACGGUGUGCCAACAGAAGCUGUUGACUAUGACAGAUUAAAACAGGACAUUUUGGAUGAGAUGAGGAAGGAGCUGUCAAAGCUAAAAGAAGAGCUCAUUGAUGCAAUCAGGGAGGAGCUGGGGAAGUCCAGCACGGCGUAGAGGAACCAAACUCCCUCUUCAAAACAUGGACAUCCACGUGACCCGACGGACAAACUCCCGGUCAAUUUAAGACAUGACAGAACGGAAAAUAAAAUCAACAAACGGUGAUGAUGACAAUAAUCAUAUUAAUACUGAGAGAGGACAUUAUUGGACAGAACAACAAUGGACAGGGAGGCUUGUAACUCUGAGAGCCUUCUGCCCCCGCCCCCUCCCACUGAGGGCAUCGCAUCCUGGAGGACAGUGUCUGAAACAGAAGCAAAUGUCUUUAUGCAAAGUAGAUUUCUCCCUCCUUGUCCUAUAACAACAAGAAAGAAAAAGAAACGCAAAACAAUCUUGAACUCUUCUAUGACUCUGUAUUAACUAUUGGCACAUAAGUGAACAGCAACGGUGAUGCUAAGAAUCAGAACUCUUGUGAUAUUAAAUGAAUGAAAAGGCACGUUUAAUUAAGAGAGUUGGGAGGCAGGAAGAAUGGGGGAUGGAAAAUAUCAACUUUUUUCCCAUAAUGCCAUAGGGGUAGGGUGUGUGUGUGUGUGUGUGUGUGUGUGUGUGAGAGUGUGUGUGUAUGGGGACUGACAGUCUCUGGUGAAGUCCACCACUGCAGGACACUGUAAAGCUUGUCUUCCUCAAAUACUAUUUUAACCUGAAUAUGUACAAAAGAGAGAAAAAGUUAUUUAGAAAAAAGCAUCUAUCCACCAUGUCUGUCGCCGUGUAGAUCUACGGCCAUAUCAAGUAGCUGAAUAAUCCAGUCUUUAAACAGGAUGCUCUCUCGUCUGUGGAAUCAUAAUCACAAGUGCUGUUGUCUCCCGUCAUGUCUUUGUCCAUGCUGUUGAGUGGCAGGUGGACGGACACAGAGGGCAGCUGCCAAUCACACGGCAGCCGUCAUAGCUCUCUACCAAACCUUCUCUGGCAACGCAAAGCGCUGAUUGGCUGAUACCUGUCAUGCUAGUUGACCAUGGUGACGUGACGUGUAGCUAGAACUGACUUUUCUUCCUGUACGUUUUGGUUUGAAGACUCUCUGGGUCUCUGUCAUGUUUGUCAUAUUUAGGUACUCUGCAUGCAUGGUUGUUUUCUCUAAACGCUGAGGGUCACAAGUCUGCCACGGAAUGACAUUAGCUGUCACAAGUUUUAUAACAAGCAAUAAGUGUAGCAUCUAUUUGGAGGCCCACCUGUCCCAGUCCUAACACCACCAAACAUGUCUCCAUGUCUGUCCGUCCCCAUUGGACAAUGUUACUGUGGGACACCUCGCCACUUCUCGUCAACUUUAUCGCAGAUAUUCUGUGACCCUGAAGGCUGACAGGACACAAUACCAGAGCAACACUGUAAGACAUGAUUUCAUGGAAUAGCAUCAUUUUUUAAGUCACAAUACUCUCCUUUUUGUUUUUGGUUCAUUUUCUAUUAAGUAUUCCAAGGAUACUGUGUCUUUUUACCCUUUAUUAUUAAGUGUUAUUAUUUUACUGCAUUUAUAAACUUAACCUUUUGGAAGGUGCACAGGAUAACCCAAAUGUGUGAGAGAUGGUGUCCAUAUGAGGACAUGAAUGUGCCAUUUACUAUUUCUAGUGCUUAAUGUUUCAUCUUCUUUUCUCCUGCCAAUGUCAAAUCAUUAACAUGAGAAACUGUAUUUCACAAAAAACUUUAUGUCACGUUAUUCUAAAAAACUUCAGUGCUGAGUUUGUUUCACUAAAAGUACAAUCAACUUGAGAGGGAUAUGUUGGAGCUGUAGCUAAUGUCUAUGUCCCACUCUGUCCUGGUAAGACUCUGCGGAUAUGUCUUUCUCCGUGGGCUUUACAGGACAAAAAUCUUUUGACUUUCCAAAGGAAUCCAAGGUGAUAGGAUAUCUUGAAUCGGUUUUCAAAUGAUGCUUUAUGUUUUAGCAUCUACGCCGUGUGGUAUCUUGAAUGUUCCAUGCAUUAUAAUUGAGAACUUAUAAGGCAAUACAGUGUGCAUGCUAUCACCACAGUUCACCCAUUUCAUAUUUAUUGCUUUUCAUAAAGUUGGGAGACUUGGCCUAUUUUGAAAAAGAAUGUUAACAAUCGAAUCAACAAUGGCUGAAAUAUCCUGACUUUUAGUCCUACAAUUCCCAUAAUUCAAUUCCAUAGCAUCUUUUCAUUUGACGCUCCCUGCCUGAUAAAUGAAGACAUCUUUCAAACGCCACACUCCCACUUUGUAAUGUUAAACGUGUAGUCUCCAAGCCUAGGCCGAGAUAACUCUGGUGACAUCACUAUGAUGUCAUCACGGUUAUUUUCUCAGACUCGACAAAGCCUAUCAAGAAGCACAGAAGACAUUAUACAACUGUUUUCACUGUGUGAUAGGAGAGCCCCUUUAUUAUGAUGGAGAGAAGCAGCUACCGCGAGCCAAAGGUUUGUUACUCAGUGGCUGUGUUCUAUGUAUAUGACGAUGUUCAAGGGCUCGGAUGUUUGAAGAUGAGAAGUCACAGAUUUGAGAAAGUUGCUCUCAUUUGCUUUGGAUUAGGUCAAGUUUGUUUAAUACUGUGAUGAGAAAAAUGAAUGGGUUAAUUAUGGUCAGGUCUGUUUCAUGCUCUCUCUCUCUCUGUCGAUAAAGUCGUUUCCUCUUCUCAUCCACUUUUCUAAAUGGAGACCCUGACCCAGCCAUGAGGGUCCCUGUCCUGAGUUUUUACAUCCACUGCACUUUAAGAGCAAACUCACAGAGCAAUCCAACAUGCUCUGACAACAUAGCCUCUGUCGCCAACAGUGUGGCUUCCUCACCAAAGGAUUCAACUAAACAUAAUCACUCUCAACAAAGUCGACUUUCUGAUUUUUGUAUCAUUUUGACGAGAAUAAGAUGUCUGUCUCUAUAUUCAGUCCGUGAUGGCAGGUGAAAUGUUGUGAUCAAGACAAACUCUUUGUGAUGCUGUGUGGUUUGUGCCUUGUUCCGAAGUUGCAUUUAAUAUGUCAAAGACAUAAAGAUGACUAGUAAUAAUAUCUAGGGACUGUCAUUAUGAUCUCAUGCAGUUUUUAUUAAGUUUGGCUUUGUUUUUUAUUUGAAGGGAGAAUUUAUUGACCUUGGUACUGUUCCCCGCAAAGAAAAUGUCUUUGCACCAAGAUCUUUGUUUUUUCGUGAUUUAUUUCCAUACAGCUGUGAGGUUGCUUUUCUAACAGCUCAGGAGUACAAUCAAGCGUUGAGAAAUGAGGCCUGGAAGGGUUCAAAGAUGAGCUUCGCUCUGACAUGAUUUUUCUAAACCUGAAGUCCAGAUGAGUCUGACUGUGUGUGUUCUGCAUCUCAGCUUUCUUUACACGCUUAGAAAUCUGUAGUGACGUCUGCCCCAUGCUGAUGUCAGAUUACUGAUGGAAACCUUUAUCUUUGUCCUUCAACACAGUUUUCUGCCGAGGGCACUGAUGCAUUUGGCUGAAGUGAGAUUCCAGAUUUAUUCUUUUCUCAUCUGCAUUGUACCAUACUGUUCUCAUGUUAGUUAGUCUUUUCUUACAUGCUAACAUUGAUUUGUUUGAGCAAAUUAAAUAAAAAUUGCAGUACAAGA